AUGGGGAGAAUAGUGAAUCCAAAGUAUUGCCUCGGAGCCACAGGUGACAUCCUGCCAGACUCCCUACCGUCAGUCCCAGGUACCCUGCCUCACUUCAUGAAGGAGCCAGAAGAUGCCUACAUCAUCAAGAGCAACCCAAUCAAGCUGCUCUGUCGGGCUGUGCCCGCACUGCAGAUCUUCUUCAAGUGUAAUGGAGAAUGGGUGCACCAGAAUGAACAUGUGUCCCGGGAGUACAUGGAUCAGAACACUGGGCUGAAGGUGCGUGAGGUGUUGAUCAACGUGUCCCGUCAACAGGUGGAGGACUUCCACGGCCCAGAGGACUACUGGUGUCUAUGUGUGGCCUGGAGCCACCUAGGCACCUCCAAGAGCCGCAAGGCCACGGUCCACAUCGCAUACCUGAGGAAGAACUUUGAGCAGGACCCCCAGGGGAAGGAAGUUCCAAUCAAAGGGAUGAUCGUGCUGCACUGCCGCCCCCCAGAGGGAGUGCCAGCAGCAGAGGUGGAGUGGCUGAAGAACGAGGAGCUGGUGAGCUCCCUGACGGAUGACAACAUUGACACCCGAGCUGACCACAAUCUCAUCAUCAACGAGGCACGACUGUCCGACUCAGGAAACUACACGUGCCUGGCCAGCAACAUCGUGGCCAAAAGACGCAGUUCCACAGCCACUGUGGUUGUUUUCGUGAAUGGUGGAUGGUCGCUGUGGACAGAGUGGUCUCCCUGUAACAUUCCCUGUGGUCGGGGUGUCCAGAAACGCUCCCGUACCUGUACCAACCCUGCCCCGCUUAAUGGAGGGGCUUUCUGCCAGGGCAUGUCUGUGCAGAAGAUCACCUGUAAUGCCCUCUGUCCAAUUGAUGGUGGCUGGGAGGAGUGGAGCGCGUGGACGCUGUGCAGUGUGCAGUGUGAGCGACAGCGUAGGAGGGAGUGCAAUGAUCCACCACCCAGACACAGGGGCAAGAUGUGUGAUGGGCCCAGCGACACCACAGAGAACUGCACUGGAGGAAUGUGUUCCCAGAAUGGAAAGCUGCUGCAUGAUGUUAAACCUCAAAGUAUGGAUGGCUCCAACGACGUGGCUCUUUACUCUGGGCUGGGGGCGGGGAUCAUAGCUGUGACUGUCCUUGUGGUGGCUGUCAUGCUGUACCGGAAAAACCAGAGCGACUACGGCGUUGAUGUCAUCGAUUCGUCCGCGCUUACCGGGGGCUUCCAGUCUUUCAACUUCAAAACCACCAGACAAGGGAACCCACUGCUUCUCAACUCCUCUCUGCAGCCAGACCUGACAGUGGGUGGGACCUAUAGCAGCCCCAUCUGCUUCCAGGACUCCAUAGACAACAAAGAGCUCUUUGACCCCCUGCCAGACAUCAAGGUCAAAGUUCAGAGCUCCUUUAUGGUUUCACUAGGUGUGGCCGACCGCGCUGAGUACCAUGCUGCCAAAGGCCAUCCGCCUGAGACCUUCCCCAGGGGGCUGAACCGAGACUACAGCAACAGCACUAUGGAGAGACGGAGCACCAAGAAGGGCCUGCUCACCCCCAACAGCCCCCACCUCAACCCCACCAAAGAUCAGCUGGGAACCGCGGGCGUGUUUGGGCAUCUGGGCGGCCGGUUGGUGGUGCCAAAUACUGGAGUCAGCCUGCUGGUACCCCAUGGGGCGAUCGCUGAGGACCCAACCUCUGAGAUGUUCAUGGUCAUAAAUCAGGGAGAGUCCAGUGUCCAGACAGAGGAAGGCUUUGAGAUCCUGUUAGGACCAGAGGUCACCUAUGGCCCUCCAGGCAUAGAUCUCUCCAGGCCUGUUGCUAUGACGAUAGCUCACUGUGCUGAGGUGGAUGCUGACAACUGGAACGUCCAACUGAAGAGGAAAACACAGGACAACAAAUGGGAGGAAGUGAUGUCAGUGGAGGAUGAGUCAACAUCUUGUUACUGCCUGAUGGACUCCAGUAGCUGCCACCUGCUGCUGGACCAGCCGGGCUCCUAUGCCCUUGUUGGUGAACCGCUCACCCAGGCAGCUGUGAAGAGGCUGAAGCUAGCAGUGUUUGGCAGCAUGGGGCCCAACCCCAUGGACUACAGCCUCCGAGUCUACUGUGUGGACGACACGCCACACGCCUUUCAGGGAGUGGUGGCCACAGAGACCUGUAGAGGAGGACAGCUCCUGGAGGAACCCAAGAUUCUGCCUUUCAGAGGGAACACCUUCAGCCUCCAGGUCUCCAUCCAGGAUGUCCCACAGUUUCUAUGGAACAUUAAACCCUUUACCACGUGUCAGGAAUUUUCCUUUUCCCAAGUGUGGUGCAGCAACCAGCAGCCCCUGCACUGUGCCUUCUCUCUGGAGAGAUACAGCCCCACCACCACCCAGUUCUCCUGCAAGAUUAGCGUGAAGCAGGUCAAAGGUCACGAGCAGAUUCUGCAGGUCUAUACAUCUGUGGCAGAGAGCAAGAAGGAGUCAGUCCUGUUUUUUAUGCAGACAGACUGCACCGUCACCUCACAGACGGGACCCAAGGCCUUCAAAAUCCCCCUUUCCAUCCACCAGAGGAUCUGUGCCACCUUUGACACUGCCAACACUAAGGGAAAGGACUGGCAGAUCUUAGCCCAGAAACUCCAUCUAGAUAGGAACCUGUUGUAUUUUGCUAAGCAACAGAGCCCCUCUGCCGUCAUACUGAGCCUGUGGGAGGCACGACACCAAGACACUGGUGACCUUGACUCUCUGGCAAGUGCACUGGAGGAAAUUGGCAAGAUCCAGUCCAAAAGCACUGUAGCAAAGAGCCAUGAGGAACCUGAAUCAGACUCGGUACAUCAUUUUGGAACAGGAAGCCCAGACAACCCAGUGUGUGGAAUGGGUGAACUCACCAAUCAUGAGACGGCUAACUCAGUCCCUGAGUAUACUAGCUGACUUGUCUCCUCCUACAUAGAUCCCAACAAGCCCAGUGUAAUGCAUAUCCCUAUAUGCACAUAACGACUGACAGCUGACUCGGUCGUGGAUUAAAAGGUCCAUAGGAUGUCAGUGUGCGAAUGGAGUUUGUUGUUCACAGAGCAAAAAACAUGACAGGCAAAAAUUACCACUGAGAAAAAAAAGAAAUCUGUCAUUGCUGUGUGUACUGUAACUUUAUCCAUCCCUUUCUGAUGAUGUACUGUACAUCUGUUUUUGUCUUUCGCCAUUCUAUUCCCUCCCUUUUCCUCCUAGUUAAUGCUAUUCUUAAGUCAGGCUGACCAUUUGAGUUUGUUUUCUUAUUCUGUUGUUCAGGAUAUAGGGGACCCUCUACACUGUUAGGACCCACCAAUGCUCUUCAAAAAGUGAAAAUGCUUGUCACCGUCCCCAGGGUUUGAUACUGCCCUCAUGUGCAUCUGCAUUUACAGUGAGUGCGUCCCAAAUCUAGUAUACCCAUCUAGUGCAUUACGUUUGACCAGAGCCGUAUAGAACCUAGUGAAAAGUAGUGCACUAAAUGGAGAAUAGGGUUCUUCCAUUUGGGAAGUAUCCCAUAUCACACCUAUACCAUAAGACAGCUGUAUGGUAUUCAUUUCUAUUUGAAUACUUGGUCAUCAAUUCGAAAUAAUGUCUCAAAUGGGAGAAACCCCUCUGAAACAGGUAUAAACAGUACAGAGUUUAAUAAAAAGCAUUUUAUUGUAAUGUUCAGAUAUUUUUGUUCUGUAUCAGCGUAACAUUGUAAAAGAGAUCCUGGCGGUACAGUGGUGGGUUGUGAGGACAAUGUACUGUUAACAUGAUUCAGGCUGGAUCCUUUAUCUUUAAAGGAAAACCCCUGACAAUGAUGGAAAUGUCUUUGUCAGGCCACAGUACUGCAGUGUGUGUUUGUGUGCAUGCAUGCGUGUGACAGUUGUGGUUUGGCCACCCUGGAGGAGAAAGAGAAAGCUGGAGGAGCUGUAUGAUGUCAUUUCCUGGCACUAUGCCAUGUGUAUCUCUGCAUCUUAUCACCCACUUUCAACCAUUAUUAACAACUGUCAAAGAGCUGCUGAUCUACCUAACACACACAAGGCCCCCAACAGAGGCAUAGCACUUCACAACUACACAGGACAUGAAUGUGGAUUAGGGUUUGGGUCAAUUCCAAUUUAAUUUGAAAAAGACCAUUAAAUUCUUGAAUUCACUCAUGAAGUGGAGAAUUUACAUUGAAUUAAAUUUGAAUUUAAAAAAAUCUUAAAGUUACAGAAUUGAAUUUGAAUUAGACUGAUUUGGAAUUGUAACAAUUUAAUUGAAUUGAAUUGGAAUUCAACAUUUUUACAUUUCCCAGUUAAUGAAAUUAAUGCACAUAGUAUAAAAAUGGACUGUAGGAUUUGUUUUUAAUUAUUUCAAUCUGUAUUCCUAUAUUGCCAGUAUAGUUAGGCUGUCGGAACAUUGGUGAUCAGCCUGAAUGAAUUUAAUUUGAAUUUGUGGAAAUGUUGUGGAUAGUAUUGAAUUAGGAAUAUAAUUAUUGGAAUUGACCUAACAUUGGAAUUCAGAGAAAAUUUCUCAAUUCAAAGACUGACAUGGAAUUUGAAUUCAAUUAAAUGGAAUUGACAGGAAAAGAGAAUUGAAUGACAAUUUAAUUUGAAGAAUUGACCCCAACCCUGAUGUGGAUAGAAUGUGUAAUAGUAUGGGAAGCCUUUCUGGUACAAUAAGCAGGCCUGUUUAACAUAUUGUUGUACUGUAUAAGUAAGGAGGGACCAUAGGGCUCUAUAGUAAAUAUGGUGCCAUUUGGGACAUAUCUUAAAUGCCAUAGGAAUACAGUGGCAUUACUGGUUUGAAUAAUAGGCACUGUAUUGAACACGUUUCAAAUAGAUGUCCAACUAAAAAAAUCACACUACAAAAUAUAACAGGAUGGUGUUUCUGUACUUUAUUGUAUUCCAUGUACUCUAUAAUUCACAGGAUGGAUUUGUUUAUUCCAUGUAAAUCAAAGGAUGGUAUUGUUUAUUCCAUGUAAAUCAAAGGAUGGUAUUGUUUAUUCCAUGUAAAUCAAAGGAUGGUAUUGUUUAUUCCGUGUAAAUCAAAGGAUUUUGUUGUUUAUUCCAUGUAAAUCAAAGGAUGGUAUUGUUUAUUCCAUGUAAAUCAAAGGAUGGUAUUGUUUAUUCCAUGUAAAUCAAAGGAUGGUAUUGUUUAUUCCAUGUAAAUCAAAGGAUGGUAUUGUUUAUUCCAUGUAAAUCAAAGGAUGGUAUUGUUUAUUCCGUGUAAAUCAAAGGAUGUUGUUGUUUAUUCCAUGUAAAUCAAAGGAUGGUAUUGUUUAUUCCAUGUAAAUCAAAGGAUGGUAUUGUUUAUU
This is a messenger RNA of Oncorhynchus tshawytscha (Chinook salmon), 5227 nucleotides long. Its product is annotated as netrin receptor UNC5D-like. Gene Ontology annotation, biological process: netrin-activated signaling pathway. NCBI's taxonomy places the organism in Eukaryota, Metazoa, Chordata, Actinopteri, Salmoniformes, Salmonidae. Bases 1 to 2874 code for a protein of 957 amino acids. Gene Ontology annotation, cellular component: membrane. The transcript has 17 exons. Gene Ontology annotation, molecular function: protein binding; netrin receptor activity. The record is from RefSeq and is a predicted model, not a curated record.